This is a messenger RNA of Chelmon rostratus (copperband butterflyfish), 2361 nucleotides long. RefSeq names its product cytochrome P450 2U1 (gene cyp2u1). Gene Ontology annotation, cellular component: intracellular membrane-bounded organelle; cytoplasm. Gene Ontology annotation, molecular function: iron ion binding; oxidoreductase activity, acting on paired donors, with incorporation or reduction of molecular oxygen, reduced flavin or flavoprotein as one donor, and incorporation of one atom of oxygen; heme binding. The record is from RefSeq and is a predicted model, not a curated record. Lineage: Eukaryota; Metazoa; Chordata; Actinopteri; Chaetodontiformes; Chaetodontidae. Gene Ontology annotation, biological process: xenobiotic metabolic process. The coding region runs from base 132 to 1718 and encodes 528 amino acids. The transcript has 5 exons.
CGUGAGCUGCUCCGUUAAACAAACGUCCCGGAGUUGACGCAUUGAGAAUGAUUUUAUAAGGAUUAAUUGAUUGCUGGCAGAGAUGGGAUGUUGUUAUCAGCCCACUGAGUUCAGUGUGUUUUAAUCCUGACAUGAUGGCGCCGUGGCUGCAGCAUCUGCGCAGCUGCGUGCUGUCCCACGUAAACGCCGCAGCGCUGAUCGUGUUCUUGUUGGUGUAUUUUUUAGUUAGUUUCUAUCAGAAACGACGGCGGCUCGCCAACAUUCCGCCUGGUCCGAGGUCGUGGCCGAUAGUCGGCAAUUUCGGCGGCUUUCUCCUCCCGUCCUUCGUCCAGAGGAGGCUCGGGAAGCGGUCCGCCGGCAGCGGCUCCAACGCCGCGUCGGUUCUAACGGAACAAGCCGCCGUGUACGGAAACGUCUACAGCCUGUUCGUCGGCAGUCAGCUGGUCGUGGUGCUGAACGGCUACGAGGUGGUGAAGGAUGCUCUCUCCAACCAUCCCGAGGUGUUCUCCGACAGGCCAGGUAUUCCUGCCAUCACCAUCAUGACGAAACGCAAAGGAAUAGUGUUCGCACCGUACGGGCCAGUGUGGAGAAGGCAGCGCCGCUUCUGCCACGCCACCCUCCGGAACUUCGGCCUGGGGAAGCUGAGCUUGGAGCCGUGCAUCCUGCAGGGCCUGACCACCGUCAAAUCAGAGCUGCUGCGACUGAGCGAGGAGUCCGGUGGCGCCGGCGUGGACCCGGCCCCCCUGAUCAGCAGCGCCGUGUCAAACGUCAUCUGCUCGCUGAUCCUGGGUCAGCGCUUCCAUCACGAAGACCACGAGUUCCGCACCAUGCUGGGCCUGAUGGUCCGUGGGCUGGAGAUCUGCGUGAACAGCCCCGCGGUCCUCAUCAACGUCUUUCCGCUGCUGUACCACCUGCCGUUCGGGGUGUUCAAGGAGCUGCGGCAGGUGGAAGGAGACAUCACGGCGUUCCUGAAGAGGAUUAUCGCGGAGCACCGGGAGACGCUGGACCCUGCGAACCCGAGGGAUCUUGCGGACAUGUACUUGGUGGAGAUGUUGGCUCAGCAGGCAGCUGGAGAGGAGGACAGCAGCUUCACGGAGGACUAUCUCUUUUAUAUCAUCGGAGAUCUCUUCAUCGCUGGCACUGACACCACCGCCAACUCCGUUUUGUGGAUUCUGCUCUACAUGGUCCUGCAUCCUGACGUCCAAGACAAGGUGCAGGCCGAGAUCGACGACGUGGUGGGCGCACAUCGGGUCCCGUCUUUGACCGAUAAGGGAAGUUUGCCUUUUACUGAAGCCACCAUCAUGGAGGUGCAGAGACUGACUGUAGUGGUGCCUCUGGCUAUUCCUCACAUGGCCUCCCAGACAACAGAGUUUAGAGGAUACACGAUUCCCAAAGGAACAGUUGUUUUGCCCAACCUGUGGUCUGUCCAUAGAGAUCCCACCGUGUGGGAUGACCCAGACAGUUUCAACCCUGCACGCUUCCUGGACCACGAGGGAAAGCUGCUCAGGAAGGAGUGCUUUAUACCGUUCGGGAUUGGUCGCAGGGUGUGCAUGGGAGAACAGCUGGCGAAGAUGGAGCUGUUCCUGAUGGUGACCAGCCUGCUGCAGGCCUUCAGAUUCAGACUCCCGGAGGGAAGGCCCCCUCCUCCCCUGCAGGGACGAUUCGGCCUGACGUUGGCCCCCUGCCCAUACACCGUGUGUGUGAGUCUUCGCCGAUGAAGCCGAAGACUUUUCAGUAAGCCGAGCGCUCUGAUGCCGAGGACGAUGCAAACGCUGGUAAAGAUCUCCUGGAGAGAAAGAAGCCUGCUGAUUAUCUGUCGAUAUUUUAUCAUUUUAUUUUACGAUGCUUAUCGCUGAUUGACAGAAAUUAGCGCACAUAUCCGUCUAUGUAAUGUCCUUAUUGGGGCUUUCAGGAAAGAAAGAUUUUAGUUUUCUGAACCGGAGUUCAUCAAUGUAUUAUUGGCAGCUUGUCAACAGAACAGAUUGUCGUCAUCAUGAUUACCUUAAUUUCAUGACAAUGAAAUGAAAAUCAGGAAUAUUUGUUUUUUAAUCCACUUUUUACCGUUUUCAAUGUUUUUCUUUUAAAUUGUGGCAUUUUAUUAGCCCGGCGAGGAAUUUACUUUCCUUUAUUCAGGACAGUGGAAGAAAUAUUUGGCUGUAGUGUCUUAAUGCUAGAAACACACAAACAGUGCGUCUGUUGUCUUGUAUCUGUCAGUGAUUCACAGUGACAUUCAUGUUUAUCAUUUCAAUCACUUUGGUUUAUUCUGAAAGAACAAACUGAUUCUAAACUGUCAUUAAAAAAAAAAAAUCAGUAUAUAAGAAACACACAGCUCAGGGUGUAGUGUCGUUUACACCAGCAGAG